AGGCUGCCUGCUGCUUCUGUGGUAGCUGUCUGCAGACCCUACCACCUCUGGGCCCAGGCUGCUGCUGGGUGUCUGCUGUCCACCCAGCCUGCUCCCUGCUGCACCUUGGUGCAGCAGGGCGGCCGCCUUUGAGAAUUUGAUGACCUCUGUGCCAUCUGCCGGGAAAGAUGUACACAACACAAUUUUUGAAGUUACACACACACACACACAAACCAUCAUGGGAGUCCUGGGCCUACAGCUCCACCCAAACAUAUAUCUCCUCUAGGGAGAAGUGGGAGGCUGGGGAGGAAAGCCAGUUGCAGUGUGGGGGCCCUGAGGGAGCCAAGGGAACAGCUAGCGGGGUGGCUGGGGAAGCCUGCUGCCUCCCUCCCUCCCCUGCCAGGCACGGAGGCGCUGAGUUGUUCUGUUCCCUAACGCUUGUGUGGGCUGCGCUCUGCAGCCACCAGUUCUAUUCCUGCCACAGUGUGGGAACAAGCUAUGUUUAGGGCUGUGUGGUGAAAACAGUUUCCAGCCAGACAUCAGGCAAAGCCCAGCAGUCCCUGGGGCCGUUUAGACCCCGAUCUCCCAGCAGAGGUCGUCCAAGAAGACGGGGCCCCACGUGUGGGGCACAGCUGAGGCUCCACCCCGACCAGGUGCCAGCCACUUGCCUCCUGGGUGCCUUGGACCUGUGUUGUGUGCUGGAGGCACUGCAGCCGGCUGGGCCAGAGGGGCUGGAGGGCCUGGCUUCUGGCACCGGCCCUGCUGCUCUUCACAUCUUCAGGCCUCGCUCCCUUGUGUUAAAUGGGGUCAGGGGACACCGAGAUUUGCUUGUUUGACGGAUGUAAAUUUCCUUCCCUGAAGGGGGGAGCCCCUGAUUUCUCGCAGGCAAUAGUGCCUGCCCGCAGGAACCUGGGGUGACUAAUGCCACAAAAACCGGCCACAAACGUUUUAGGACGGCGGGCCUUGGAGGGCUGCUGCCUUUGGUGAUCCCGGGUACCUUGUCUAUGGGGUCGCGCGAGAAGGCGCUGGGGAGUGGGGGUGGUCCGCUGGACCUCUCGUGUAGACUGGCACUCGGUGAGCCCGCGGCCCAAGGUGACAGGACACAGGGGCAGCCGGGCCUCGCAGCCUCGCGUGGCUGGACCGCGUGCCAGCAGCCGCGGCCACCUUCCUCGGGCGGCCGUAUGGGGGCGGCCCCUGGCGGCGGGAGGACUCCGCGGCCGGCGGGGGCGUGGGAGCCGGGACCGGGCCGCCCCCGCGGGGUCUGUCAAACCUCAGCGCCCACGGAGAUCCGGGCGGGCCCGAGGGCCAACCGGGGGAAACUGAGGCACCUAAAGGCCCAAGGGCACUCCGGUUAUCCUUUUUCGCCCCAGGGGCGUCGCCGGGAGCGCCAUUUGUCCCGGGACCCCCGGCGUCUCAACCUGAACUCGUCCGCGCCCGGAGGCGUGCGGUACCCUCCGGCUCCAGUCCCGGCCUCGGUCGGGAGCGGACCUACCGACGGGGCGGCGGGCAAAGCGCGGGGCCCGCGGGGAUGGUGCGAGUGCCGGGAGCGCGGGGUCGGGGCGGGGGGCAGACAAAGGCAGGGGACGGCGAGCGAGGGAAAGACAAAGCGCAGAGGGGGUCGGCGGCGGCGCGGGGGCCCCGGAGGCGGCUCCGGGCGCGGCGGAGCCAAUGGGCGGGCGCGGGGCGGGGGCCGGCGGGGGCGGUGCCGCGAUAAGGCGGUGGCGGCGGCGGCCGCACGGGGACCACUGGCAGCGGCGGCAGCUCGCGCCCGCGCCCUCCUCGCACCCGAGGCGCCCCCCGGAGACCGACCCCCGCCCCGCAGCCCAGGCCGGGGCCCCGGAAGCCAAAGGCAGCGGUGGCAGCAGCACUGUCCAGCGCUCCAAGUCCUUCAGCCUUCGGGCCCAGGUGAAGGAGAGCUGUGCCGCCUGCCAGAAGACCGUGUACCCUAUGGAGCGCCUGGUGGCGGACAAGCUCAUUUUCCACAACUCUUGCUUCUGUUGCAAGCACUGUCACACCAAGCUGAGCCUGGGCAGCUACGCGGCACUGCACGGGGAAUUUUACUGCAAGCCCCACUUUCAGCAGCUGUUUAAGAGCAAAGGCAACUAUGAUGAGGGCUUUGGCCGGAAGCAGCACAAGGAGCUCUGGGCCCACAAGGAGGUGGACGCCGGCACCAAGACGGCCUGAGGCCCCUCUGCUGUCCACCCCCUCCAUAGAAGAGGGCCUGGAGUGGG
Prionailurus viverrinus (fishing cat) is the source of this 2210-nucleotide messenger RNA. RefSeq names its product LIM domain containing 2 (gene LIMD2). Gene Ontology annotation, molecular function: actin filament binding. The record is from RefSeq and is a predicted model, not a curated record. Gene Ontology annotation, biological process: actin filament bundle assembly. Bases 984 to 2069 code for a protein of 361 amino acids. Lineage: Eukaryota; Metazoa; Chordata; Mammalia; Carnivora; Felidae. The transcript is spliced from 4 exons. Gene Ontology annotation, cellular component: plasma membrane; actin cytoskeleton.